Hibiscus syriacus is the source of this 776-nucleotide messenger RNA. RefSeq lists its product as uncharacterized. Bases 57 to 740 code for a protein of 227 amino acids. The record is from RefSeq and is a predicted model, not a curated record. The transcript is spliced from 4 exons. NCBI's taxonomy places the organism in Eukaryota, Viridiplantae, Streptophyta, Magnoliopsida, Malvales, Malvaceae.
UCUCCGCUUCCGACAAAAAACAAACCGGAUGAAAGUUAGAAGAAGAAGCUCUUACAAUGGCGUUAACGGCAACAGCACGAUCCGAGUUGCGUAAGUUCUUGAACCGGGCUCCGAGACCGGGUUUCAUCGGCUCCGACUUCAAUGGCCACACACGGCCGCCAACGCCAACCUUUAGCCGCGAUUUCUCGUCGUCUUCCUCCGCCGCAGAGGUGGCGCCUCGAAGGGAUCCAAUGGGAUUUGAAUCGGUGGGAAUGAAGGAAUAUUUGGAUUAUAGGCGGUCACUUUACGGAGAGAUCACUCACAAGGCUGUUCUUGUUGACGCUGCCGGUACCCUCUUGGCUCCCUCUCAGCCCAUGGCUCAGAUUUAUAGAGAGAUAGGGGAGAAAUAUGGGGUGCAGUACUCUGAAGCUGAGAUAUUGAACAGAUAUCGAAGGGCAUAUGCUCAACCUUGGGGUAAAUCUCGUCUCAGGUAUUAUUUCUUUAUUAUUCUUGCCUUUUUAAUGGCUAGAAUUUGUAAGAUGUUACAAAAAUGGCAGGUAGAAGCAGAGAAGCCAAACCCAACAAUAUUUGUAAAAGCAUGUGAGCUGUUGGGGAUAAAACCAGAGGAAGCGGUUCAUGUAGGGGAUGACCGUAGGAAUGAUGUGUGGGGUGCCAGAGAUGCCGGUUGUGAUGCUUGGCUCUGGGGUUCCGAUGUUCACUCUUUUAAAGAGGUUGCUCAAAGGAUAGGAGUACAGGUGUAGAGAGAAUCACCAUCAAUGCUUGGAACUCAGUGUGAG